AUGGCUGAUUCAGGAACUGUUAAAUGGUACAAUGCUACAAAACGUUUUGGUUUUAUAACAUCGGAUAAAGGUGGUGAAGAUCUUUUUGUACAUACAGAUGAAAUAAAGACAAAUGAUCGUACGUUAAUGGAAGGACAACGUGUUACAUUUAAUAUUACACAAGGUCGAAAAGGUCAACAAGCAUCGAAUGUAACUGUAGUUGGCUAA
This is a messenger RNA of Didymodactylos carnosus, 207 nucleotides long. The record is from the annotation of a GenBank genome assembly. NCBI's taxonomy places the organism in Eukaryota, Metazoa, Rotifera, Eurotatoria, Philodinida, Philodinidae.